Messenger RNA from Myotis lucifugus (little brown bat), 1837 nucleotides. RefSeq names its product myotrophin (gene MTPN). The transcript is spliced from 4 exons. NCBI's taxonomy places the organism in Eukaryota, Metazoa, Chordata, Mammalia, Chiroptera, Vespertilionidae. Gene Ontology annotation, molecular function: protein binding. Gene Ontology annotation, biological process: regulation of barbed-end actin filament capping. The coding region runs from base 1 to 351 and encodes 116 amino acids. Gene Ontology annotation, cellular component: cytoplasm; nucleus. The record is from RefSeq and is a predicted model, not a curated record.
AUGACUGCAAGGUUGACAGAAGGAAUUACGUUGCCAUCAACUGAGUUUGAGAAAGCUAUCAGUGAGGGAGAAGAUGUCAACCGGACUCUAGAAGGUGGAAGGAAGCCUCUUCAUUAUGCGGCAGAUUGUGGGCAGCUUGAAAUCCUGGAGUUUCUGCUGCUGAAAGGAGCAGAUAUUAAUGCUCCAGAUAAACAUCAUAUUACUCCCCUUCUGUCUGCUGUCUAUGAAGGUCACGUUUCCUGUGUGAAAUUGCUUCUGUCGAAGGGUGCUGAUAAGACUGUGAAAGGCCCAGAUGGACUAACUGCUUUUGAAGCCACUGACAACCAGGCAAUCAAAGCCCUACUUCAGUGAUGGAUGGAUGGGCUGACAGCUCUGGAAGAAUGACUCUCCUGUGGCCUCACACUGCUGCCUGUCUGUCUGUCACUCUCUAUCUGCCAGCUUCUUCAGCUAAAUACUUUAGGAGGGGUGAGGGGAGAGAGAAAUUCAUAACAAAUCAGACUACCAGAAAACAAAAACAAAAACAAAAACCAAUGUUUUGGAGGAGAGGCAAAAACUACAAUCAGGCUUUUACAAAGCCUCCUGAUCAAGUCAGCCUCUUUUCCAUUUCCAAAAAUACACAGAUUAUACCCAAGGGAGAGCAAAGACACAUACGGUAACAUUUGACCUUCUCAGCUCCCUAGCUAAUUCAUUAAUUAGAUUGUGUUGAGGGUCUGAUUAUACAAAGGCCAACUCUACAUAAUCGGUAGCCCUAACUGUGUGAGCAGUAGUGGCUGCUGUGAUGUAAACUUAGGGUGCUGAGAUAAGCAAUUAGCUCUAGCCUUCUGCCUUAAGGUGCACUCUGGGGAAUCUCCUGGUGUAGUGAAGAUCGCUGCCUGUGGUUGGUGACCAAAUCUUGCCUCAGUGACUUUCCGCCUUUACGCGAAAGCUCAGUGAAGGUGAGAUGGGGCACACCUAAAUUGCUAGAUGCCUGAACUUUGGAUUUCCUCUCCCCUUUCACAUGGAUUUCAUGUAUCUUUAGGUAAAACUGACUAGUUUUAUUUAUAAAAUCUUAAAUUUUGGAAGUCUAUAGGAGAAACCAUUCCAGUAUGCAUAAAUUUUUCUCCUCUAGAUUCAAAUACUUAUAUAACAUUGAAACACUUUUAAACUUUGCUGGUAGUAAAAGGGGAUGUAAAACUAGAAUCAUAGCCAUAAGCCUGUUAGUAUCAUACAAAGAGAGAACAGUUGUCUUCGUACCUAUAGUUUUCUUCAUUUGCUAUUUGAAUGGAUUGGCCCCGGUUAUGUGUGGAGAACAAGGAACAUUGUUGGAAUGUCUCUUUGACCCAUCUUGAAUGCUGAUUACUUAUUGCACCAAAGCUAUCACUGGGGUGAGAUUUACUAUUUGGACAAAUUUAACCCCCAUCUCUUCAAAAAUAUGCUUGUUACCAGGUUCCCCAACUGUUGAUAAACUUCUGCUGAACAUAGGCCAGCCCACCUGCACAGUAUAUUUUUUAUUCUUUUCUAAAUCAUGCAUCAUAUAAAGUGUGACACUUUCAAGAUGUACUCUGUGCCCUUAAAUACAGCCCUAAAAUAAUUAUGACCUGCAGAAAAUGUUUAGACACAUUUUCAAAUGUUUAUUUCUUGAGCAGUAUGACUAAUUAGAGCAUAUACUCUUAAAUUUUGCUGUUGUGCAUUUAAAAUACUAAGAUUCCUUUGACCUGCCACCCAUUUAAGCUUUCUAAAAAUAUUAAGAUUUUUCCUUAGCCAUGUCAUGCAAUAACUAAAUGUACCUCAAAUUUUUAAAAACGGGGGGUUAGGGACUAGUAUUCAGAUUGUGGAUAAUAAAGAGUUAUGGAUGGUU